This is a messenger RNA of Oppiella nova, 2469 nucleotides long. NCBI's taxonomy places the organism in Eukaryota, Metazoa, Arthropoda, Arachnida, Sarcoptiformes, Oppiidae. The record is from the annotation of a GenBank genome assembly.
AUUAAUUACUGGAUUAAAGUUACUUAAUUACGAUUCAAUAGGAAUGAUCCAGUUCAAUUUGUCCCAAGUUUGAGGGUCAGUUGAGAAUAACCCAAAACAAUGUAACGUUGUGUGUGAAUAGUGCCGACUAUUUACUGCCCUUUCAUUUGACAACAAUUUCUGAUGUUUUAAAAUCUGAACUCAAUUUUCAUUCAAUUCUUGCGAUUAUCUUAUAUACCAUUGAAUCCACGCCGCGAUGACUGAGAUCUUUAACCCAUUGAUGGAAAUCGACUCAAACGGAGACAAUUACGAAGACCUGCUCAGCGAUGACCCGAAUAAAUGUCUUCAGACAGUAAUAUACAUCAAGAACUUAGUGAUUGGCAGCAAUCGGUUGAAGGGAGCGAUCAUUGAGUCGCCAGUCGUGCCACGACUCAUACAACUGAUCCAAAUCUACCGCAACAGUAACCAACAGUUGGCCAGAGAGGCGGUGCUCACGAUCUCGAGUUUAGCCAAAGGGACGGACGAGCACUUGAAGGCACUCGUGGACAGCGGAGUGGUGGCCGCCCUCCUCGAGAACACCAAAGCCGCGGACACGGCGUUCGUCGAGUCGUGUCUGCGGGCGCUGCGGACGCUCUUCAAGUCGUCGGAAGCGCCCAUUAAUCUGAUAUUCGAGAGGAAUGAGAUGCCGGACGACUCGUUGCACUCAAUUAUACCGCAUUUGCUGUCGUUGGCGGCCAAUCACCAGUCGUUCGUCAACAAGGAGUGCAUCGCAAACAUAAUGGCCUCCUGUUGUCAGACCACAGAACAACAGAAUAUUCUCAGUAAUUACGGAUCGAUCGGAAUAAUAGGCAAUUUGCUGGUGAAUAACGUGUUGAGAGUGCAAAUGGCGGCACUGAACUGGUUGUCCCAAAUCUGCUACCAAAACGAAACGGUGUCCGCCUUUGCUGUGAACGAGUACUGCGACGGACGGGUUAUACCCGACCUCUUGGUCUCAAUGAUGAGCCAACAGAAGACUAACGAAAUGCAAUUAAUUGCCGCCAAAUGCAUGACUUAUAUCUACCGUUCCGGUGCCCUCACGAGCGAUGACAAGCGAAUAGUGUACAAGACUUUGCCGACUCUGGUCCGCAUGUGUAAGAAGGAUAAGGAGCCCUCUGUGCGAGCGAUGGGCGCCGACAUUCUCGCCUUUUUGACUGAAAUCGACACUAAUCUCCAGCAAACGGCCAGUAUUUGCGAUCACUUGAUCCCGACAUUGGCUGAACUCCUCAAAUACCAAUCAAACUGCAUAUCACUGUUGGGUUACACCGACUCAUUCAAUAACCAACCGAUAACUGCGGCCACCGUUAAGAAAUUGGAACAGGAGGUGAUCACAACGCAAGACAUAAAACAGGCGGCGUUUAAAGCGUUCGCCUCAUUGGGCGCCAACGACGAGGACAUUAGGAAGAAGAUCAUUGAAACGGAUUACCUCAUGGAUCACAUCGUGAGCGGUCUCUCCGACCCGAACAUCAAGACUCGAUUGUCUGCUCUGAGAUGUCUUCACAGUCUGUCGCGUUCUAUACAACAACUGCGGACAACAUUUCAAGACCACGCCGUUUGGGUGCCCUUAAGAAAUCUCUUACACAACGCGUCCGAUGAGAUACUGAGUGUGGCGUCGAGUACUUUGUGUAACCUUUUGCUGGAGUUCUCUCCGAGUAAACAACAUUUCUUAGAUCGCGGAGCCGUCGACCUGUUGUGCGAACUGACGCGCAGGGAUGAGGCGGCGCUGCGACUGAACGGCGUUUGGGCGCUAAUGAAUAUGGCCUUCCAGGCCGACCAGAACGUCAAGUCGCAGAUUCUCAACUCGUUAGGAACCGAUCAAAUAUUCAGACUCCUGUCCGACCCGGACGUCAACACUCUGAUGAAGACUUUGGGUCUGUUGCGGAAUCUGCUCUCAAAUAAACCGCACAUCGAUCACAUCAUGAACCUUCACGGCAAGCAAGUGAUGCAGGCGGUGAUCCUGAUCCUGGAGGGCGACCACACGAGCGAAGUGAAGGAGCAGGCGCUGUGCAUACUGGCCAACAUAGCCGACGGCGACUCGGCCAAGGAGUUCAUAAUGUCCAACGAGGAUGUGCUCAAGAAGUUGACCUCAUAUAUGAUGCACUCGAACGUGAAGCUCCAGAUCGCGGCCACGUUCUGCAUAUCGAACCUCAUUUGGUCGGAAGAGGACGGCGCCGGCCAUCGACAGGACCGGCUCAAGGAGAUGGGCGUCCAGAAGCUGCUGCAACAGCUGCUCACCACCAACGACACCACACUCUUCGACAGAGUGAAGACGGCGUUACAGCAGUUUAAUAAUUAACUCAUUUGCACGACAUGUUUAUAAAUUACAAAUAUUUGGUCCAUUAUUUUGAUAUAUAAUUUAAGACAAAAAACACAUUUUUAAAUAUACAAUACGUAUUGGAAAACGCAAAAAAUCAUGAAUCAGUAGUGGAUAUGAAUCGGUAUAACAAUUAAGAG